CGCAAAGAGCAUCGGUUUCAGCGCCCACGGUUUCACUGCAACACAAACUGUGCAAGGCAUACUUUACGUUGACGAUUCGCUUGUUUUCUCCGGAAUCUUUUUCGAGAGAUGCUUGUUCCAAGGCAUGGAGCGGCUAUGGCCUCAAGACGCCGGGGUCGCACUUGAAGGCUCAGGGCUCCCGCUGCGACACCUGCAAGGCGAAAUCUUUGAGGCUGGAGGGGUCUACCACGUCUGACCAUUUAGCCACCAUCAUGAUUUCUCGCAGGGUGUCAACCAAAAACCACACGUUGCUAAAUUCCCUUGUUUCGCUUCUGCUCUAGGCGUGCUGCGGCAUCGCGACCUGCGAGCGCUCGUGCUUGGGAAAAUCAUGGCAGGCGACGCGAUUGCAAUGGGUUCAUUUGCUCUCGCAUGCAAUUUCUUGGUUGAUGUCGUGUCCGAGGCAUAUAUGCUGGAGCGGCCAUGGGACUGGAUAUGCAAGGUCCUGCGGUCUAUCCCACGCAGGCACAGGAACGAGUCGGUGCGAGUUAUCCGCCUCAUUGGCCGCCUGCUUGAAUCAGCGUCGAAGGCCAUUGUUCGCAGAGGCUGCGACCUUCGCAAACUCCCCACCUUGAACCCAGCAUACCUCGCACGUUUCUUCCUGGACGUGUUCGAGAAUGCCGUGCCGGAGCCACGCGUUUCCCCCUCGGUCGUCUGUUCUCCCACCUCGCGGUUGGAGGCCGUCUGAGGCGCAGUUGUGCGGUUCCCUUUCUCAGAGACCCACCCGUCCGAUACCCAGCAGUACGUGUCUCCCCGGCGCCAUGGGCUGGGGGGGCUACCGGAAGCCACAGCGCCCCGCGUGCAGCAGCGGGGGCAACGGUGGCAAGGGCAACGGCAAGGACUCCUGGACCUGGUCCGCCCUCCAGGAGCAACGCGAGGCGAACCGCAGGUACGCCGAGAAGGAGCAGCAGCGUGAAGCAGAGGAGCAGAGAGAGUCACUACUGGCAGAGGUUGCCCAUACCACGAAGAACACGGUCAAGAGCAUUUUCGGCAUGGGCAAGAGCAGGAAAGUGAAGAAGGAAAAGAAGUACAAGAAGGAGAAGAAGGAUCGCACUCCAAGUUUCCGUUGGACUCGGGCGCUGGGGCGCUCGCUGAAACGCAACGAAUCUUCAUCAUCAAGUGGUCCUACUUCGUCGUCGGCGUCGUCAUCGGCGAGCCGGAGCCCCGCCGGGUUCAUCAAGUAUGCCAUGCGCGCCUUCAGGAAGAGGAUCGGCAAGGAGAAGGACCGCCGGAAGAGGGAUGACCCACGCGACGAGUUGCUCGCGAGCCUCUUGGCGAGGCAGAACAAGUUGACGAAGGGCGACAUCGGCCUGAUCAAGGACCUCUUGAAUCAUCCCAGCCGGGGCGCAGCUUCAGACAGCGCUGGCCCGGCUGGCACUGCCCAGGGCUCAGCGGCCGGCCGGAAGCGCCUCAAAUCGCCGGACCCGGCGGCACCUCCCCACCCGGACGCGGAGAGGAAGAGGAUUCAUGAUGAGAUCAAGGUGUGUCCUGAGGCUGACGCCACCGACUGGCCGUCUGACCACGCUGGCUGGGCAGCCAAGUGCGCGGAUGCCACUGGCCACACCAUGCUCAACGCGGUUUCGAAGGCGGUGAACCUGUCCACCAGCGGCGCCAUCAGCAAGGUCGACAAAGUGCAAAACUUCAUCAAGUAUCUGGAGUCGUGAGAGGAGUGGCAGUGUCUCGAUUGCCACACAUUCUGUCGGAGCGUGGCUGCUCGCCAGCCGCGCCCGCCGGAAACACCCCCGGAGGCACCCUCGGACACGAUAGCUUGCGCUGGCUCUGGUGCGUGCUUUCGAGUGACAGCCAGCCGGUACGUUACGACAUGACGUUCCUAGAGUUUCUUUGGACGCUCGCAGUUUUGCUUUGGUUGCCGUUCGCGCUGACGGCUGAUCUCCUUCAGAUGGCCAUUGAGCGGGCCACCAGGCUCCGAGGGACAGCUAGUACGGUGCUGGCCCUUCUCCUCUCCCACGGCCUGCUUCUCCAUGCUGCUGCCCAACUUUUCCGGGUGGGUCUAGCAGCAGCACCAGCAGGAUACGAGCAUAAGAUCACCAAUGUCUUAUCGGUGGGUGACAUUCCUAUUCUCAAUGCGACGAUCGAAUUGCAAUUUAGCAGCGGCAGCGCAGUGUAUCAUAUCUUGUUGUCUUUUGUCCUCCUCCUCAUCUCUUGCUGCACGCUUGCCGUUCGCUUCUUCCUUACACUUCUCUCAGCGAUCACCGCAUGCAUCGCCUUCAUAAGCCGGUGAUUGCCACGAGUACUGGCCGCAGCUAUGCGGCUCCCCAAAGGGGAUGGCGUAACCCUGCCAAGUGUCGGUCCACAGCCCGAGACGGAGCGCAUACGAGCCACCAGGGACGAAAUUGCAUCACAUCCGGCACGCAUUCUUAUUCCACUUUCCAUUUCCAUCAUCUCGUCCUCGAGUCUAUCUUUCUUGCAUUGCGGGCCGGACGGAGUGGAUGAGAGCAGUCGUGUGGGGUCAAAGGCAGCU
Messenger RNA from Prorocentrum cordatum, 2518 nucleotides. NCBI's taxonomy places the organism in Eukaryota, Dinophyceae, Prorocentrales, Prorocentraceae. The record is from the annotation of a GenBank genome assembly.